CACUGAGAGUUCCAGCGUCCACUCCCGAAGCCCUUCGUAUGAGAGCGUUUGGCUUCCGGACGAGGCCGGUGGCCUUGCCCUCCCAGGACACUACUGUUGUCCAAGAGAGAGACCAGGAAGAGAAGGCAAAAAUGAGUGUUGAGCUAGUGAAAGCCAUGCCCCAGGACUUAGUGACAUUUAAGGAUGUAGCAAUAGACUUUUCCCAGGAGGAAUGGCAGUGGAUGAACCCUGCUCAGAAGCACUUAUACAGGAGUAUGAUGUUGGAGAAUUAUCAGAGCCUGGUAUCACUGGGCCUUUGCAUUUCUAAGCCAUACGUGAUAUCCUUAUUGGAGAAAGGGAAAGAACCUUGGGAGAUGAAGAGUGAGAUGACAAGAAGUCCGUUUUCAGAUUGGCAAUCUAUAUAUGAGACACAAGAAUCGUCUCUGAAGCACUUCAUGUACAAUGAUGCAUUCAUAGAGAGAAUUACAAGCUAUGGACUUGAGUGUUCCACUUUUGGAGAAAAUUGGAAAUGGGAAGACCUUUUUGAGAGACAGAUGGGAAGUCAAGAGACAUUUAGAAGGACAGAAACAGUCACUCAUAAAAAAACCCUCACUAAGAAAACAGACCACAAAUACACCAAAUUUGGGAAACUUGUCCAUCUGGACAAUGUAGAAGAGAGUGUUUAUAAUCACAAGUUAGAAAAAAAAAGCUUCUCCAAAAAGUCUGUGGUAAUAACACACAAGAAGGUCUAUGUAUCAAAGAAACUUUUUAAAUGUAAUGAAUGUGACAAAACCUUCACUCACAGCUCAUCCCUUGCUGUUCAUCAUAGAAUUCAUACUGGUGAAAAACCAUAUGAAUGUAAAGAAUGUGGAAAAGCCUUCAAGCAGAGGCCACAUCUUGCUCAACAUUGUAGAACACAUACCGGGGAGAAACUCUUUGAAUGUAAAGAAUGUAGGAAAUCCUUCAAACAAAGUGAGCAUCUUAUUCAACAUCAAAGAAUUCAUACUGGAGAAAAACCAUAUAAAUGUAAGGAAUGUAGAAAAGCCUUCAGACAGCCUGCACAUCUUGCUCAGCAUCAGAGAAUUCAUACUGGAGAGAAACCCUAUGAAUGUAAGGAAUGUGGCAAAGCCUUCAGUGAUGGCUCAUCUUUUGCUCGACAUCAGAGAUGUCACACUGGCAAAAGACCCUAUGAAUGUAUUGAAUGUGGGAAAGACUUUCGGUAUAACUUAUCUCUUAUUCGUCACUGGAGGAGUUACCAUACUGGAGAGAAGCCUUUUAAUUGCAGCGAUUGUGGGAAGGCCUUCAGCGUUCACAUAGGACUUAUUCUGCAUAGGAGAAUUCAUACUGGGGAGAAACCCUACAAAUGUAACGUAUGUGGAAAAACCUUCAGCUCUGGUUCAUCCCGUACUGUACAUCAGAGAAUUCACACAGGAGAGAAACCUUAUGAAUGUGAUGUUUGUGGGAAAGACUUUAGCCAUCAUGGGUCACUCACUCAACAUCAAAGGGUACAUUCUGGAGAGAAACCUUACGAAUGUAAGGAAUGUGGGAAAGCCUUCAGGCAGAAUAUACACCUCGCUAGUCAUUUGAGAAUUCAUACUGGCGAAAAACCUUACGAAUGUAAAGAAUGUGGAAAAGCGUUUAGAAUCAGUUCACAGCUGGCUACACAUCAGAGAAUUCAUACUGGAGAAAAGCCUUAUGACUGUCAGGAAUGUGGAAAAGCUUUCAAACAGAAGUCACACCUUGCCCAACAUCAGAAAACUCAUACAGGAGAGAAACCUUAUGAGUGUAGUGAAUGUGGGAAAGCCUUUAGCCAGACUUCCAACCUUAUUCAACAUCAAAGAGUUCAUACUGGAGAGAAACCCUAUAAAUGUACUGAAUGUGGUAAGGCUUUCAGUGACAGCUCAUCCCGCACUCAGCAUCAAAGACUUCACACUGGCCAAAAGCCCUAUCAAUGUUUUGAAUGUGGUAAGGCAUUCAGAAGAAAGUUAUCCCUUAUUUAUCAUCAAAGAAGUCAUACUAGAGAGGAACGUUAAGAAUGUACUGCAUGUGUCAAAACUUUUAGCUAUUCCUUACUGUUCAUCAGAGAACCCAUUCUGAAUAAAAACUGUAUGAAUGUAAGGAAUAUAGAAAAACCUUCAUCCAG
Messenger RNA from Propithecus coquereli (Coquerel's sifaka), 2122 nucleotides. RefSeq names its product zinc finger protein 471 (gene ZNF471). The record is from RefSeq and is a predicted model, not a curated record. Gene Ontology annotation, molecular function: DNA-binding transcription factor activity, RNA polymerase II-specific; RNA polymerase II transcription regulatory region sequence-specific DNA binding. Gene Ontology annotation, cellular component: nucleus. The transcript has 5 exons. Gene Ontology annotation, biological process: regulation of transcription by RNA polymerase II. Bases 39 to 2012 code for a protein of 657 amino acids. Lineage: Eukaryota; Metazoa; Chordata; Mammalia; Primates; Indriidae.